UUUUGUCGUCAGUCCAUUGCUACUGUCGGUAACUUGUGUUAGUCAAGCGGGUAAGUCACAGAUCUGGGAUUUGUAGAGAAAAUCUGCCAAGUUAAAUCACGAUAACGCUAAGAUUUGAGCUUUAAUUUAAAAAAUAAAAAAAACUGUCAAAAUAAUAUGUAACAAAGUAGUCAUUUGAAAAAUACAUUCUAUAUCUAUUUACAGGAAGUUUAUGAAUGAAAAAGCAAAACGAGGUAUGUGGAAGCUUGAAUAAGAUAACAGGACAAAAAACAAGGACGUUUCGGCAUAAAGCCUUCCUCAGCCAACAGUAGAAAUGAAAAUAUAACAAAAAAACAGAGCACAGUAGACAACUCAAGAAGUAUCCUUUGGUGUCGCCGGAACCACUUCCACAUUCAAGCUUCCACAUACCUCGUUUCGCUUUUUCAUUCAUUUACUAAGCUUCAAAGUAGUCCUUUCAUUUAUAUUUACAGGAAGUUUGCAGAAGAUUGGAGCAAAAAUGCUGAGUUCUCUUUUCGUCGUUGUCAUUGCCCUUGGGGCCGUGGCGGCUCAGACUUACCAGGCGCCCACCUACCCCAACCCAGGCAACCAGGCUAAGCCCCAGGCUAGCAACCCUCCAGCCAGCAACCCACCAGCCAACAACCCACCAGCCAACAACCCACCAGCCUCUAAUGCCCCAACUUAUAAGCCAUCAGCCGCCAACACCCCCGUCUACAACGCCCCCGGCUACAACGCCCCCGGCUACAACGCCCCCGGCUACAACGCCCCCGGCUACAACGCCCCCGGCUACAACGCCCCCGGCUACAACGCCCCCGGCUACAACUCAACCCCCCAGCCAACAACCCACCAGCCAACAACGCACCCGCCAACAACCCACCCGCCUACAACGCCCCCGCCUACAACGCCCCCGCCUACAACGCCCCCGGCUACAACGCCCCCGGCUACAACGCCCCUGGCUACACCGCCCCAGCAAGCUAUCCAAAGCCUUCUUACAACAACGGACAAGUUUAUGCAGGCAGAAAUGUGAACGCUGAGGUCGAAGAAGCUAGGAGACGUAUUGGCGGUGAGUACUCUAUUGCGUUCACUGAUUGGUUGACCUAUGACCUUUGAACUACGCCACGGCGUCUCAUUGAACACACUAUAAAUCAAUUAUAUUUAAAGUGUGUUGAAUAUAAAGCUGUCGUCAGAUAGGGACAGUUCGCUGAAAUUGGCAACGUGCUCCGCUACAGCAGCGCCAACGUUAUUGUCAGUACAUUGGUAAGCACUUAGUCAAAUGUUAAAUCACACUUUCAAAAUAUGAAGCUGUAUUCCUCUUGAAGUCACGAACUGAAGAAGGAAAAAAAAAACAUUGGUCAAUAGUGUUCGUCUUUUCUUUUCGGUGCUGUUACUUUCGGCGCCUGGUGUAUUCCCUUUAGUUCACAGAAACGUCAUUUGGGUAGGGUUGAGGUUGGGCAUUUGCCCCCUCCUCAAUUUACAGAUUUUAUGUAAAUUGCUAUGUACAGUGGCGCCUCCAGUAACAAACAACUUAACAAGCCAACCAAGUUUUGGUUCCCCCCCUCCCCCGGCUGAAAAAUCCUGAAAUGACGCCCCUGACGGUUAUCCAUCAUGGCGUCAGAAGUUUCCCCAUCAUAAUAUGAUGGCAUUCCCCAUCAUAACGUUUCAUCAUUCGCCAGCCGAAAAAUAUUUUUAAAAAUCAACUAAAAAGACUCCCCAGGAUAACCUUACCACAGCAGUUCACCAUUAUCCUAAACAUACGGUGAAACACCUUUUUGAAUUGUAUCAAACACCCACACUUUAAUAUACUUGAUAACAUUUCAAACACCACCCCCCCCCCCCCCCCCCCCCCCCACCCACCCCCACCCACUAUUUCAGAUCUCGAGCAGUAUGUAAUCACAUUAUCGGGCGUGGCUGAUGACGUCACCAGCAAAGUCAAGCUAGUUACCGCCUUCGCAGCCGAGUUCCAGAACAAAAUCUACCCCACCAUUCAAGACUACUCCAAGGCGCAAGACAAAAAGAUCGCCAGCUUUCGUGCCCAGGUGAGACUACAGUAAAGCUUUUCUGUUUUAACAUUUGAUGAGAAGAUUUUUUUGAUUUUUUGGAGGUAGGGGGUGGUUGGGGGUAAUGAACGACAAACAGUGUUCAAAGAUAUGCUCAUGUUUAUGUUGGAACACAUACAUAAUUUUACAUCCACGGUCUCCAAGAGACACAACGGUGUAUUUUCGCUGGAGUGAACCAGGCGAAACCAUGAAGCCAGUAUGCGAAUGUCUUUUAUGGAGAAUCAAACUGAGAGACGACACCAAGUCGGCAUAUCUCAAAUGUCUCCCAAGAGAACGCGUUAUAGUUGAUACAGCUUGGCCAGAGGGGGCGAAUCAAGAGUUGCCGGGGCGCCUAUUAUGGAUUUUUGUGUCGGGUCUACUCCAAUAGUCUUAACCAGGGGGUGUAUGCCGGUGCAGGGGCGGCAAAGGUUGCUAGUUUGAGGUUUCCUGCUAGUAAAUGAGCCCCCAUCCGCGGUAGACGAAUCCUACAUGUUUAAUGUAUGAUAGAUGUGAGGGCUAUCUGUUAAACUUCAGAAGGGCAUUUUAACCUACAACGAUCUUCUUCGACGUGUUCAUAUAUGUCGAGACUUACACCCCUGUAUAACUUAAAUCUACACACCUUAACCUGACAAAACUGUUUAUAAUUCUAUAUUAUAUGAUUUAACACGUCCAUGUCAAAACAUACAACUCUAUAUAACUUUAUAUGCUAUGAUUCAAUGUGUCCAGAUUGAAGAGCUCAGAACACUCCAAGAUGACGUCGCAGAACUCUCCAGUAAAGUUGAUGACAUCGCCAAGACCUUGGCCGCCAACAGAGAGCGCAGAAGCGUCAUUGCUGGAGAAAUCAGUCGCCUUGAUGACACGGAUGUGGCCCAGAACCUUGCAAUCGGCAAACUAGAGACACUGGUGGGGCUUUAGUCAGAUAGAGACACUGGUGGGGCUUUAGUCAGAUAGAGACACUGGUGGGGCUUUAGUCAGAUAGAGACACUGGUGGGGGCUUUAGUCAGAUAGAGACACUGGUGGGGGCUUUAGUCAGAUAGAGACACUGGUGGGGUUUUAGUCAGAUAGAGACACUGGUGGGGCUUUAAUCAGAUAGAGACACUGGUGGGGCUUUAGUCAGAUAGAGACACUGGUGGGGCUUUAGUCAGAUAGAGACACUGGUGGGGCUUUAGUUAGAUGAGACACUGGUGGGGCUUUCGUUGCCUUUGGUCAGAUAGAGCCACUGGUGGGGCUUUAAUUCACUUUGGUCAGAUAGAGAUACUAGUGGGGCUUUAGUUGACUUUGGUCAGAUAGUGCCACUGGUAGGACUUUAGUAUAUAAUAUUUUUAAAAGAUAAUAAUAUAUAUAGAUGAAAUAAGACCUAAAAAAUAUUUGUUUCCUUUUACUAAAGGUCAAAUCUGAAGGCGACCGCCUGGCUGAGGCUGCUAAUAAGGUGAACAAUAAUAAGGCCAAGGCCAGCGACAUCUCUGACAAUUUGGACAAAGCUGUCAAGGUCUUCAACUAUGAGCAAGGUCAACCAUUAUUCCAAUGUUUCACUCCUGUCUUUCUUCCUCCUCUUCCACCACCACCACACCUUCACCCCCCCCCCCAAAAAAAAAUAUUUUAAAAAAAAAUAAUAAUAAUAAUUUUAGAACCCCCACAUUCAUUAUCUUUCAUAUUUGGACAUUUAUUUUUAUUAGCAUUGUUGAAAUAAGUUCUCGGGGUGAUUUUUAAAAUGAUUUCAUUGCCUCAGUAAUCUUGGACAGUCGGGUACAAUCAAUGAAUUCAUUUCUCAACUGUUUCCCUCUCGACUCACUGCAGAUCACACAGUCCGUUCGUUAGUAAAACAUCUGUUUAGUUCUCUUAUUGGAACGCGGCAUUUUUUUAUGUCUAGGUACCAGCUUCACUGUGACAGUCUCGUCUGCCAAACCAAGCGUCGUCUACACCUUCACAUCAGCUUUCCCCGCUGUUCCCGAUGUCCAAUGGGGUAUCAUUGGAGCAACCAUUGAGGACCUUCCAAGCGGCAAUGAUUACAAGGCAGACAAAUCCUACGGCUCACAGGGCAAUUACAAGUCGGACAACUCCUACGGCUCACAGGGCAACUACAAUGAUGAAUCUAUCAAUGGGCGAGUCAAUGUAAGUCCUGGAAACACUGCAUGCGAUUUAUAUUGCUAAAGUAAAGACACAAAGUGUAAGGCAAUAUCAGGUGUAGUCCCCAAUGUGUAAAGCAAUAUGAGGCGUACUCACCCAUCGUAAGGUAAUAUCAGGUGUAAUCAACGAUCGUAAGGUAAUAUCCGGUGUAAUCAUCUAAUGUAAGGUAAUAUCAGGUGUAAUCAACCAUCGUAAGGUAAUUUCAAGUGCCAUCAACCAUCGUAAGAUAUUAUGUUAAAUCUAAGUUAUGUUUCUUAUUUUUAAAUUUGAUUUGUUUUCCCAAUUAUUUUUUUUUAAGUUUUCAAUUUUAAAAAAAUGUUAUUUACCUUCAAAGACAAAAGAUCGCUUUUAAAUAAUGUGCUAUUGUGAUAAGAUUCGAACAAUUGUAGAACUAUUCAAGACUGGCUUCCCUUUCGUGUUGCUUAGGUUACCGCCAGCGCUACAGGCGCCACCGUCAGCUUGGUGGACAACAGUGACGGCUUCCAGAUCUCAAGCUUCAGAGUAAGAGUAACCGCGACCCUCAUCGACAGUGGUUACCUCGAGUACACCAGCAAAGCCACCACCUACUACUAGGAUAUGUUGCGACGAUGGUGACAUCUUGUGGAUCGUAUCUUAGGAAAACUAGCGAU
Messenger RNA from Lymnaea stagnalis (great pond snail), 4789 nucleotides. Lineage: Eukaryota; Metazoa; Mollusca; Gastropoda; Lymnaeidae. The record is from the annotation of a GenBank genome assembly.